CUUGUUGUCUGCCUUGCCUUCCAGAACACUUUCUUUUUUCUUCCAAGCCACAUCCUGCAAAAACAGCUGACUUCAGCAGCUGGGAGGGGAAACCAGAGAUCAUAUGACAAAGGGUAAACAAGAAGGCGAGGGAAAGGGUGUCUCUCCCUCUAAGCGGCUUCUGGCCCCUCCUGAGAAUUUGAAAGAAGACCCCUCUAGAACAGAACCACGACCAGAGCAAUUAAGACUCAGCCAUUGCUCUUGGGAGGAUGCCAUGACCCAGAUCGCUCCUUGCGGUGAUCAGUGAUCUGGGAUUCCUGAGGAAUCUGUUUGGGAUAGGCUACACCGUUAUUCCUGCCUUGGUCUCUGUCGGGAUGGUUUUUCUGUGGCUCCGGACGCCCUUCCUUUUCCUCUUCCACGUCCUGUUUGCAUCAGUCCAACUGUGCAAUGUCCCUCCAGGAAACAUUACGCUCAUCCAGGCACUGAAUUCAGAGCUCCUCAAACUGGUGGACAAUGCGUCCCAGGAACCGAACCCCAGCCUCUAUUUGGGCCUUCGACUUUCCAACGAACACGACCUGGGGAAGGAAACGGAGUAUCUCACCCGACUGAUAGACGUCUUUCAGCCUCAAAGCAGCAGCCGCCAGAAACAGCCUGGGACGGGAGAGCUGGCACUGUACCUCCUUGCGCUGCGGGCUGCUUGUCAUAACAUGGACACCUCAGAGGGGAACCGAGUGGUGACCCGGCUGAAGCUUCUCUUGAAUAAAGAAAUGAAGCAGAUCGAUCACAAGGGGAAAGGCCACCUCAUCACCAACUACUACCAGUACAGCUUGGGGGUCCUGGCCUUGUGCGUUCACAGCAAGUGGACCGAUCCCGAGGUGAUCAGGAAGCUGCUGUUGGCUGAACACCAUGGCGGAUUUUAUCACCACCAGACUCUCUCCAUAGACACGGAAGCCAUGGCCGGGCUGGCUUUUGUCUGCUUGGAACAGACCCCCAGAUACCCCCAUAAACUCCAGGCCAGCGUGCGAAGGGCUGUGAAACGAGCGAAAGAAAACAUCCUGAAAGCAGGGACUCCAGAGGGGGUUUAUGGGAACAUCUACAGCACCCCCCUGGCAAUGCAGUUUUUGAGUGCUGUCGGAAUGGGGCAGAGCCAGCAGGAGUUCUCCAGAGGUCUGGGGGCCCUGAUGCAGAGCCUGGAGCGGGGAGACUUCCAAAAUAACCUUAUCCGGUCACAGCUGCUGCCUGCCUUGUACUGCAGGAGUUACGUGGAUGUUGCCAGCAUGGUAUGCCAAACUCAGACAGAAAGUUCAGUCCCUGAUCUUUCCCUGCCGCAACCUCAAGGGAUCAAUCCGACACAGAAUAUUUCUGUCCGGCUAGAAGCAAGGAAAGCCUCUCAGUUGCUGUACCAGCACGUGCUGGACGUUCCCUUGGGCUCCACUCUUCUGGACGUACUGAAAGCUGCAGCCAAAGAUGUUCACCAACCUUUGAGGUAUGAGACCCAGAAAACCCUCUCUGGCCCCAUGCUGGUCGGCGUGAUGGGGGAGAAGCCUCAAAAAGGCGAACGCAAGUACUGGAGCAUUCUGCGGCAUCCUAACAGCAGCUUGGACCAAGGUAUUGCAGAAUACACUCCGCAAGAUCAGGACCAUAUUAUCUUGAAGAUGAGCUCUUGGUAGAGAUGGAUCCCACCCUCUGGUAGGCUGGGCUGUCUCUUCGCAAACUGCAGGCAUAUUGUAUGGACUUGUCCUCGGAGAGUUGCAGAAUGUUCUUUCCCUCACCUCUUUGAACUUGAGGACUAGGAUCUUGUUUUUGAAACACCUCUUUUUAUUUCGGUUCAAGUCCAGUGAUGUCAAAAAAAAAAAAAGAGGGAGAGAGAAAGAAAGCACUAAUACAACAAUAAAUUA
Crotalus tigris (Tiger rattlesnake) is the source of this 1877-nucleotide messenger RNA. It is a transcript of the gene TCN2, whose product is annotated as transcobalamin 2. Bases 354 to 1649 code for a protein of 431 amino acids. The record is from RefSeq and is a predicted model, not a curated record. Gene Ontology annotation, biological process: cobalamin transport. NCBI's taxonomy places the organism in Eukaryota, Metazoa, Chordata, Lepidosauria, Squamata, Viperidae. Gene Ontology annotation, molecular function: cobalamin binding. The transcript is spliced from 10 exons.